GAUCUGUUUACGACUUUAUUUCCCCCCGUUUUUUUGUAAAGACACAGUCAGCGAGUUGUUUAAAUGUCAGAAAAUACCUUUUGAUUAAUUUAUCUGUUUAAAAUGAAUAUCAAUUCUCAUGCUUAUCUAGCGUUUUGUUUAGUAUUUCUGAGUUACUUUAGCAACAAUCACUUGAUGUCAAAUGUAACUGAAGAAAGUGUAGAAGAAAUGCCAGACACUUACGAUCCCUAUGACUUAAGCCAUUUGGAGUGUGGCCACUGCAAAAGGAAUGUGUCCCAUUGUAAGAUCCUAACAACCGGUUACUCUUGCAGUCAUUAUGGCGACUUGGGAAGUGUUGUCACAAUUAAAUCAUAUCCAAGUAUUAACUACAUAGAUAAGAAUUUGCUGCUGAAUAACUCACAACAUUUGGAUAAAUGUCUACCUGAUGUAUAUGGCUUAACCUUCAUUUCGAAGCACUGCUGCUUUUGGUCACCGAAAUUGGGCUGUACUCAAGUUAAGCAUAAAUCAAGUCUAAGUGACUUAUGCAACGAGUGUUUCAGGAACAAGAAGAAUAAAAAUAAAGGCUGUGAAUGCUCCAAGGCAAAUCUGUGGAUCGGUAAUAAUAAUCAUGCUUAUAUCUACUAUGUGGCUUUAUUCUGUUUACUGAAGAAAUUGUUAACAAUAAACUAAGAGAAAUAUAUGCAAAGAUA
Molecule: messenger RNA, 689 nt
Organism: Drosophila willistoni
Lineage: Eukaryota; Metazoa; Arthropoda; Insecta; Diptera; Drosophilidae
Exons: 2
Coding region: 103-669 (188 amino acids)
Source: RefSeq, a predicted model, not a curated record